Molecule: messenger RNA, 6331 nt
Organism: Centropristis striata (black sea bass)
Lineage: Eukaryota; Metazoa; Chordata; Actinopteri; Perciformes; Serranidae
Gene: ptprr
Product: protein tyrosine phosphatase receptor type R
Exons: 17
Coding region: 1-2061 (686 amino acids)
Biological process (GO): protein dephosphorylation
Molecular function (GO): protein tyrosine phosphatase activity
Source: RefSeq, a predicted model, not a curated record
AUGCCGCGAGCUCCACUCUUCGUCAGUACUGCGCAGACUCUGGCUCCAAAUGACGUCACCAGCCCAACGGCUGAACCUGAACCGGGUUGUUUGUGCUUCGCUGUUGAACAGAAUGGUGGAACACCUCCUCCUCUGCUCCUGGAGCCUCCACUGCAGAGCGGCUGCUCCUCCUGUCUCCAGGCCGCUGUAGGACGCUGCGGGGCGGGGAAGAAGCGUCGCGGGGAGCCGCUGGUGUGGAUGAGCGGGUGUGUGGAGCUCCUGCAGCCGCGUCUCCUCCCUCAUGCGGCGGAUAGACGCUCGGAACAAACACCGGCUGCUUCCCUUCAUGCCUGCUGGUCUCAGUACCUGGCUGUGGACGUGAGGAGGCUGAACGUCAGUCUUCUUCGGUGGUUUCGGGAAGGCGUGGCGGCGGCGCUGGGCGUUCCUGCAGGACACGUUCACAUCAACCGACUCAAUGAGAAGAAAAAUGGCAUCGAGCUCUUCGUGUCCUCUGAUAGGCUGGGCAUCUCAGAGCCCCGCCCCGCUGAGGAGGUCAUCCAAUCACUGAACGUCAGGAUCCUCCACCGCCACCUGGGCCACUUCGGCAUCACAGAGGUCUCCACCGAGAAGAACGUGCUGCAGGGCGAGCAGAGGGAGCACGUCUGGAGCCGAGAAGGUUUCUACACCGUCGUCCUCUUCUUCACCGUCUUCAUCAUCGUCAUCACCUGCUUGAUGGUUUUGUACAGACUCAAGGAGAAGGUUCAUGUUUCUGACAGACAGCUGAAGGCUCCGCCCCCUGACCUCCACCUGACCCCGACCGUCCAAUCAGACUCCGCCCAGAAGUCGAAGGGCGCCAAGGUUGUGACGUCAGGAAGCAUGGUCCAGGCUGAGCUCCCUCCUGUUGUAGCCACGCCCCCUCGCCAGCAGCAGCCAAUCGCAGCGUGCCGCCGCCUCGCUCCUCCCGUCGUCCCUCUGCCCAGCCCCGCCCCCCUCGCCGCCAGCUGUAACGACCACGCCCCCCUCGCCAGCGUUGCCCCGGUGACAGCCAAUAACGAGCUCAAGCCGUGCCCCUCCCCCUUCAGGAUGAAACCUGCUGCAGGACUCCAAGAGAGGCGCGGCUCCAACGUGUCUCUGGUGUUGGACAUGUCGGCUCUCGGCGCCGUGGAGCCUCUGAGCGUCGCCGUGGUAACCCCGAGAGAGGCGGCGGCCAGAGAGUACCUGCUGGCCGCCGGGCGACCUUUGACCCGACAGCAGCUCAGAGACAUCGUCAACAACACGCACAAGCUGCACGCAGAGUUCGCUGAAAUUCCAAUGAAUUUUAUUGAUCCUAAGGAGCUCGAUAUUCCGAACCACGGGACCAAGAACAGAUACAAGACCAUCCUGCCCAAUCCUCAUUCCAGAGUGAUCCUGAAGUCAAAGAGCAGCAACGACCUGCUGGGCUCCUACAUCAACGCCAACUACAUCAGAGGUUACCAUGGCGAGGAGAAGGCGUUCAUCGCCACGCAGGGCCCAAUGGUGAACACGGUGAACGACUUCUGGCUGAUGGCGUGGCAGGAGGAGGCGCCCGUCAUCGUCAUGAUCACCAAGCUGAAGGAGAAGAACGAGAAGUGCGUCCUGUACUGGCCGGAGAAGAGAGGGAUCUACGGGAAGGUGGAAGUUCUGGUGAACAACGUCAGAGAGUGUGAACACUUCACCACCCGCAGCCUCACACUCAAAUGUGGGAAUCAAACCCGCGUGCUGCAGCAUUACUGGUACACGUCGUGGCCCGACCACAAAACCCCCGACUCCACCAUGCCGCUGCUGCAGCUGAUGGAGGAGGUGGAGGCGGACCGGCGGGCGGCCGCCGCCCUCGGCCCCGUCAUCGUCCACUGCAGCGCCGGGAUCGGUCGGACGGGCUGCUUCGUCGCCACGACGAUAGGCUGCCGACAGCUGCAGCUGGAGGGAGUCGUUGAUGUUCUGAGCAUCACCUGCCGCCUCCGAGCCGACAGAGGAGGUAUGAUCCAGACAGGUGAGCAGUACGAGUUCGUCCAUCACGCCUUGAGCCUGUACGAGGCCCGCCUCUCUGCAGAAACCGGCCAAUGAGGACGCUCCACCUCACGGGAGGCGUCGACUGAAGUUUGCUGACAUGGACGAGUCCUUAUUGCAGGUAUGAUCUCUGAAAGAGGUCUUUGACUGACAACCAGGGAGGACUGCUGUGGGCGGAGCCUGCUGAAGGGAAGAAGGAAUGUAUCCGUUCUUCUUCUUCUCUGGUGUUUCUUCUUCAUGUGUUGCUGGAGACUGGAGUUCCAAAGACUCUUUAACUGAGUGUGGGAUCGUGUUUUUAACUAACCAGACUGUCCUGUUACCUCUUUUCUGUCAUGGAGACGUAGAAAUAGUUUUGACUGAACUCGAUGGUACGUUGUUCAAUAACACUGUUGUGUUUCUGUGUCUUAUUAUAGAAUUUUAAAAUUAUUUUGUAUAUCGUGGUGUUCUUAUAAGAGAGGAUACUGGAAAACGACUGUUAGCUGGUUGCACCUUUUGGUUAAUCUACUAAACCAACCAACUCUUCCAGCCUCGCGGCUUCUGUGACGCCCGCACUCCGUACGUUACAAAAUUACAGUUUUGGAGAAGAAUCCAUAACAACAAUUGCAGUCUAUUGGUCUCUUCAGGUUUUGUUGGCACUAAUCCGUCUAAUUUAGUUGAAAUCUUAAUUGUAGUACUUAGCAGGGCUCUACUCUACUACAUUUCCAGAGGAGUACGUGUGCUUUUAAGAUGAAAACAUUUAGGAGGAUGGUUAAAACUGUUCAAAUAAUCCAAUUUAAUCACAAACUGGCACAUUUGUGCUCCCCAUGUCUCUCGUUUUGUGGGUUAUCUACCAUUUGGGACCACUGAAAACUGUUGGGAUCAUUGGAACCAUCAGAACUGUUGGGGUCAUUGGAACCAUCAGGACUGUUGGGGUCAUUGGAACCAUCAGGACUGUUGGGGUCAUUGGAACCAUCAGGACUGAUGAGGUCAUUGGAACCAUCAGGACUAUUGGGGUCAUUGGAACCAUCAGGACUGUUGGGAUCAUUGGAACCAUCAGGACUCUUGGAGUCAUUGGAACCAUCAGGACUGUUGGGGUCAUUGGAACCAUCAGGACUCUUGGAGUCAUUGGAACCAUCAGGACUGUUGGGGUCAUUGGAACCAUCAGGACUGUUGGGAUCAUUGGAACCAUCAGGACUGUUGGGGUCAUUGGAACCAUCAGGACUGUUAAAGUCCACCAGAAAUUAUGGUUUCGGACAAUUUUUCUCUGGUAUUUGACGACACAUUGAUUUCACCUUUAUUGGCAACAUUUGGAAUAGUUUUUUCCUUACAAAUGAAGUUCGUGUGGGCAAUUAUUUUUUCUAAACUGUUUUAAAAAAUAUCUGGAUACGUGUAGACGGAGCCAAAACUUCCCAGAAACACUAAAUGUGUCAGUAACUUUCAGGUCAAGUAACCUGAAACCUGCUGACGUGUUUAAGCAGACAGUGUUGAAUCGUUGAGCCAAUUUCUGUCUAAUACAAUAUAUAAACCCCUAUUGAUUUGUUAUCAAGUACAACAAACAAACAGAACUUAAUAAUUUCCACAGACUGCGCUGCUGGCGGUACAUUUUAAAGCAGCUCGGUAACUUACGGAGUGCCGAAGUCACAAUUGGGGCGAACGUCCAGCCAUAGCUCACAUGCUAAAAGCUAACAAACCAAUGUUAUGACAAAUAAGCUCCUGCUAAGCUAGUUCUCAUAGUACAGCAAUCUCAUAGAGGCUAAUUCUAGCUUCAGUAGUUCAGCGUUUGCUUUAAUGUCAAUAAAUAGAUGCUAACCUAUAAGCUCAUGCUAUUAUUAGCCCGCUAUGCUAACGCAAUAUUUUGUUAAAACCAAUUAAAUCUAGUAUUCCACUGCUAAACAAAGCUUGUUAAAGGGUAAUUUGUUUGUUUCAGCGAUUCUUUUUAUACUAUCUUAUAAAGAACAUGGACUCAAUGCCCCAUCAUUAAGUUUCAGAUUAAUAAUUAAUAAAAUAUUUGUAAAACACAAAGAAAUGGAGGCUAGUGGAGCAGAAGCUAGCUCGAAGUGUUUAAUUGCUUUCAGUCACAAUAUAUUUGAUCCAUUUUUUAAAUGUAUCUUUAUUUUAGCCAAAGUGUUCAACACUCAGACAAAUUAUAAAGUUUUCUGAGAAAUGUUGUGCUGCUUAGUCUCAGAGUUUACACUCUGUUUAGUUUUUAACCUUCUUGCAUCGACAAUUCCCCUUGUUGUUGUGUGACACGUUGCUUUAUACCAAAAAUGUGAAAUAAUUUAAUGGUGCAGUCAUCUCAUCGAUGUGCUGUUGUAAAUUGUUAUCUAGUGAGUAUGUUAUUUUUCUUGGUGCAUCAAAGUAAUAACUUUAUUUUUAUACAGUUUUUACAUGUUUUUGAAGUGUUUUAGCAGCUAUCAGCCAUUUGUCGACUCGCAUGGAAGCUAUUCGGGGAGUACAAACCUCAUCAUCUCUAAACCCCCAACUCAACAGGAACUACAUGGAAUUAACAGUUAAAUUUUAACGUUUAAACAUGUAUCCCCUAUCAAGGCUCCAUAUUGUAAUGAUAGAGCAGCAAUUCAAACAUUGGAAGAAGAAACAUUACAAACUGAGAGCUAAACUUGUUGUGAAUAAAACUAUGUUCCUCUUUUUUUUCUUCAAAUGUCUUCUGAUUAUUUUACAUUGUUACAGCUUUAAAAAAAAUCAAAAUAGUGAUCUAUGAAACGAUUUCAGUGCCAGUGCAAUGGAGAUCAAAUGUCAAGUUCAGUGUUUAGAAGUCAAACAUGUUUUGGAAUAAAAUGCAAAACAAAAAUGAACAUUCAGGGUUGGUUGUGUCAGUUCCUGGAGUGUUGACUUGCUUUAGAGAUCUGAGGUUUCUGCUGUAAUGCCAGUGACGAAGAACAGUAACAUUUUACAUCUAAUUUGUGUGAAUGGGAUACCAUUGUGCAGUACAUGUUAAAGUGCUUUUAAACCUAAUGUGGGCAGUAACAUUUCUAAUCCAUGGACCACAAACUAACACAGAGAUCUUGCUGCUAAAACCGUAAUCGUUAGGAUGACUGGGAUCGUUGGACCCAUUGGCACUUUUGGGACCAUUGGAAUCAAUGGGAAUCGCUUGAACUGUUGGAACCAUUUGAAUCAAGGGGAUCAUUGGAACUGUUGGGACCAAUGGGAUCUUCUGAACCAUUGGAACUGUUUGGAUCAUUGGAACUGUUGGGACCAUUGGGAUCAUUGGGAACAAUGGAACCAUUGGGAUCAUUGAAACUUUUGGGACUGUUGGGAUCGUUUAGACCAUUGGGACCGCUGAUGAACAAUAAACGAGAUAAACUUUGAAUACUCUUCUUUUUCUAUGUACCAAAUUAUUUUUUAUUUAUUCCUUUUUUCUUGUGAUACAAUCAAGAGACGUUGGACCAGUGUCUCUUUGUCCAACAUGCCUCCAUGGGACCAUCAUCAACCCAGUUCUCACUUCAGUCAAUUCAGGAUUGAUUUCAAGCUCAAAAUGGUUAAAAACCUGGCAUUGAAGGGAGAUAUUGACGUUAUUUCCUGCUUGAGUUGACUGAAGUGAAGCGAGUUGAGCCCAACCUCCAUACCCACUGCAGCAGCGGGUACAACACACUGCCUCUGACGUAGUAUUGUGUCUGUACAGUAGCUGGUGGUUCAUGUCCUGUACUUUAUCGUUGUUGACUGUUCAUGGAGCUUAAAGGGACACUACACAUGUUCAAUUUUAGUCUGAACACAUGUCCUGUAUUCACUUUAAUUGUAUUGCAUUUAUGCUGUUAGGUUUAAGGCUAAGGUUUUAUUUUACAGUUCUCAUAGUUUCUACUGGUUAUUCAGAAAGAAGAUUCGUUACUGUAAGCAUUAAAGUUUCUUCUGUGAUGUGGAACUAAAUGGUGCACUUUUAAUAGAAUUUGCAAUCAACCACUAUCGUAAUGAGAGUGUUGUUGAAAUAUCUAACUACUGUUACUUUAUUUCAAACUUUUAUAUAUGCCAGUUAACUUUUAUUCAACCAGACAGUGUUGGUUAGAUGGAAAAAUUAAAUUAAAUUUCAUCUAAACAUCCAUUUCUAACUGCUGUAAAGGACAGAACUAGCACAUUAAAAUAUUAAAAACCUGCUAGUGUCCCUUUAAGCUCCGGCUGUGUGGGUAUUACAGCUCAGUCAGAGUACACCUGAUGAUAAUUAGUGUAGGUACGUUACCUGGUUUUUAACUGUAUUACUAAUCAACUUGAAUGUUGUACUAGUCUGGAACAUUAGCCAACGAGUAGUGCUGUAACCUCUCUAUCUACUCUAUCUACAUAUAUAUUGUUCCCUGUAAUCUGUACAUAAACACUGGACAUAAAAACUACGGAGCUCUGA